Trichophyton benhamiae CBS 112371 is the source of this 819-nucleotide messenger RNA. RefSeq lists its product as uncharacterized. The transcript has a single exon. The record is from RefSeq and is a predicted model, not a curated record. The coding region runs from base 1 to 819 and encodes 272 amino acids. NCBI's taxonomy places the organism in Eukaryota, Fungi, Ascomycota, Eurotiomycetes, Onygenales, Arthrodermataceae.
AUGUCACGUUCAGCAGCAGCCAACGCUGUACAGCCUGAUAACCAAAUCCACUCUCUCCCACUUGGCGAGCCCUCGAUCCAUGCUGUUCCGCGUCUCCUGGAUUCCGGCGGAGUCCCAAACGUUCUAUGGGGAAACUACCUUCUCACUGUCUAUGGAAUUCCGUCGCUAAGUAAUGUCCGUGAUGGGUGGCCUGCCGUAACUUCGUUGAGGAACCGUGGGACUGACAUUUUGCAGGAUGCUUCGUUUGCAGUACCCGAUGAUAAGAUACCCCGAGCGCGAAAGCUCCUCAACAGCGCUGCCGGUUUAGUCUCCUGCACGGACCAGAACUGUAUCAUUGUUACAAUUCGAUCUCGUCCUCCUCCCAUCAACCAUUUCCACUUGGACACAGAAGACACGCAUAUCUAUCUAUACCCGCUGUCCGAAGUUCUUCCAAACAUUCCCAGUAUCCCAGAUGCCGGCGACAAACUCAUCUCCGCGUCUGAACUUGGUUGCCUUCCUGAGUCAAUAAUAGGCUACGGCAAGGGUGCGUUUGCUCCAGAGUACACCUCCGUGCGUGUGCCUUCAAUAUCCUGCUUCCUGGAAGCCUGCCUCGUCAACUACGCACACCUUGCUCGAGGCAUCGAGGACAAUCCAGGAUGCUGCCAUGACCUCCACUACAUGAGCUGGGCAUCGUAUCUCGUACAAUACGUCCAUCCACGCGGGUACCUCAACCUUGACUUGCUUCAACCGGUGUUCAGAGACUUUAUGAUUAAUGGCUUUUUGGAAAAUAGUACUGCUGGAUUUGUGGCAGCGAGGGAGAAACUCAUUGCUUCUCUCUAA